AUGAUAAGCAACAGUUGUUUGCCAAAGCAUCAUCAAUUAGCCGGCAGGACAUUGAACAAACAUUCCACAAAGAUGAGCACCCCGAAAGUUCCCUAUGUUACCCAUAAUAAUGGCAGCAAAAUGCAAGCAAUCGGAUUGGGCACCUAUACUUCAUUGGGUGGUGAUUGCGAACGUGCUGUACGCGAUGCAAUUGAUGUUGGCUAUAGACACAUCGACACCGCAUAUUUCUAUGAAAAUGAACAUGAGGUUGGAAAAGCCGUGAAAGACAAAAUUGCCGAGGGUGUCAUCAAACGAGAAGAUAUUUUCAUCGUUUCAAAGCUAUGGUGUCAUUUUCAUGAACCUGAACGUGUUGAAUACGCAUGUCGCAAAUCGUUGGCAAACUUUGGUUUGGAUUAUAUUGAUUUAUAUUUAAUGCAUUGGCCCUAUUCGUACGUUUAUCGUGGUGAUGAUGUUAUGAUGCCAACCAAUGCCAAAGGUGAUGUUGAAUUAAGUGAUGUCGAUUAUUUGGACACCUGGAGAGCUAUGGAAAAACUGCUAGAAAAAGGUUUGGUCAAGAAUAUUGGUGUAUCUAAUUUCAAUUCGGAGCAAUUAGCCCGCCUAUUGGCUAAUUGCAAAAUCAAACCAAUUCAUAAUCAAAUUGAAUGUCAUCCCGGUUUAAAUCAAAAGUCGUUAAUUGCUCUCUGCAAAAAACAUGAUAUUGUUGUAACGGCCUAUUGUCCACUCGGAAGACCAGAACCAGCCAAAAAAUUACCCGUUUAUUUAUUCGACGAUAAAGUAAAGGCAAUUGGUGAAAAAUAUAACAAAAGUCCCGCACAGGUGGUAUUGAGAUAUUUGAUUGAACUUGGUGCUGUUCCCAUUCCAAAGUCCGUUAAUAAAAAUCGUAUCGUUGAAAAUUUUAAUGUUUUCGACUUUAAACUUUCUCCUGAAGAUCAUAAGAUAAUGGAUUCAUAUAAUACCGGUGAUCGUUUGAUUCCCAUGGAGCAUGCUAAAAAGAGCCCUCACUAUCCAUUCAAUAUUGAGUAUUGAAAACAA
Molecule: messenger RNA, 1032 nt
Organism: Musca vetustissima
Lineage: Eukaryota; Metazoa; Arthropoda; Insecta; Diptera; Muscidae
Product: 1,5-anhydro-D-fructose reductase-like
Exons: 7
Coding region: 1-1026 (341 amino acids)
Cellular component (GO): cytosol
Molecular function (GO): aldose reductase (NADPH) activity
Source: RefSeq, a predicted model, not a curated record